AUGGUCCGCUUGUGUGUGCCUGCUGGCGAUGAACAACAUGCCCUCACUCGCAGACCACGCCUCGGCUUCUCCGCCGCGGAACCUUCUCUUAUCGAGUCUCCCUCUCGCGCCUGUCUCCUUGCGGCCGUUUCGACUGCUUUCCGCUCCGUUCUUGGGUUCGCACGCCCUGGCACUUUCGUCAGAACCGCCGCCAUCUUUGGGCUGAUUGAUGGGUCGAUAACAGCAUGCGAUAUCUACGGGAGGCAAGAGCUGAACAGGGCGGUAUUCAAAUUGGACGGCCUGGACAGCCCCAAGCCCUGGAAGUUGUGGGAGCGUACAAGCCAAUGGACGCUUGAAGAUGCAACCUUGUUUGGAGGUGCCACAGGACUUCUUCUGGCUUCAAAUCCACGACUCGUUCUAGGCGCCAGUGGUUGGACACGGUUCCUUGGUAUAACUAUCACUGGAUGCGCCAUUGGGGCGAAGACUGGAGAAUGGGUAUUUGGCAGAGGCCCGCCGCACCAGGCAAAGCGUGUGGAAUGGGUACUUGCAGCGCAACGGCGCGCAAUGUAUCGCCGACUCUCGGAGGACGAGAAAGCAAAAGCGUCACUAUCCCGAUUUGGGCGAUCACUGCUCAUGGCGUACACUGGAGAUAGCCCAAUUAUGCAGACACUGAGCAGGCCAUUUCGAGGACUCAGUAGUAUGCCAAAUCCUGGCAGUGACGCAGUAUCUGGUCGUGCCCAUCAAGAUGCACAGAUGGAGGCCGCACGGCAGAUACAGAUCCAGCAGGCUCAUGCAAAACAACCUAUCCUCAUGCUAACGGAGUUCGAGAAAGAAGAGCUGGCGGCCCCUGAUUACGACGGUGGCCAUCGACAGUACUUUAUGGAUCCAGCGGAUACUGACAUAGAAAUACUACAAGAACACUUGGAACAUUUGAACAAGCUUCGUGCUUCUGAUGUCAAAGAGUUGGCGUACAUAUGGCAGGGACUGGCACAGAAAGAGCACCAUUUCCACCAAUUGUCGCAAGACAAUCCUGAGAAGGACCUAUUGCGUCGCGAAUUGCAGUUGCUAAACAGCCUGGCCACCCACUUCAAUACCCGAAUUGCUAUACUCGCUUAUGCGCAAGCUGAUGCCCGCAAGCGAAUCGAUCAAAUACGAAACGAGGACCCAGCUUCUGCUAGUAUGGUGCCUUUGCCUGUAACAGAGGAAGCUCUUCUCGGUGGUAACUGGAGAGAGAGCCAUAGCCCUCAAAAGUCUGCCGAACGUAUCCGGCAACGCUGGGAAACAGCCAGGACUGACUUGGCACAAGUAGAGCACGUUCUUUCUCAGUUUGACACACUGAAGGCUCAAGGUAGCACGAAUAGCCGUGCCAACGAGCAGGCUGAGCUACUCCGUAAAGAUGCAGGCCAGAUGAAGCAGAACAUAAUGGCUACGGAGAGACUGUUAAAAGAAUACGAGGACCAAAUCUACAAGGUCGAUGCCAGUGCUGGCAGUUAA
This is a messenger RNA of Ascochyta rabiei, 1473 nucleotides long. RefSeq lists its product as uncharacterized. The transcript has 2 exons. The coding region runs from base 1 to 1473 and encodes 490 amino acids. NCBI's taxonomy places the organism in Eukaryota, Fungi, Ascomycota, Dothideomycetes, Pleosporales, Didymellaceae. The record is from RefSeq and is a predicted model, not a curated record.